Cloeon dipterum is the source of this 1469-nucleotide messenger RNA. Its product is annotated as arylalkylamine N-acetyltransferase 1-like. The record is from RefSeq and is a predicted model, not a curated record. The transcript is spliced from 3 exons. Gene Ontology annotation, molecular function: N-acetyltransferase activity. NCBI's taxonomy places the organism in Eukaryota, Metazoa, Arthropoda, Insecta, Ephemeroptera, Baetidae. The coding region runs from base 95 to 835 and encodes 246 amino acids.
CGCGACAUGCGCGUCCCAUUCACAUUGCCUCCGCUUUGAUACACACACUCACGCUGCUCCUCUUGCCAGCCGAAUCAGUCGGCCCGCCGAUUCGAUGCUGAGCCAAACCAUGGACGCACCCGCCGCGCCCGCACCAACCCUCCAGGUUUCGCGGGAGGGUUGCGUGUCGAGUUCAUCAUCUCGCGGCUACGAGAUCGUGCGUGUGAAGCCGGAACACUACGAGCAAGUGAUGGACUUUCUGCGGCACAACUUCUUCCUGGACGAGCCGCUGAACGUGUGCGUGCAGUUGGUGGGCGACUCGCGUCCCGGCACCUGUCCCGAGCUCGAGGAAUUCUCGAUGGGCGCCCUGCAGCAGGGGUUGUCCCUGAUGGCCGUGUCCCCCGACGGUGCCGUGCUCGGCUGCGUGCUCAACGCCGUCAGCCAGCACGAGGACAUCGAGGAGCUGCAGCGCCUCGCAGACGAGUGUCCGAACCCAAAGUUCAAGCUCAUCCUCGGCCUCCUCGCGCACAUUGAAAAGGAGGCUGACGUUCACCACAGAUUUGACGUGGAGCGCGUGUUCGAGAUCCCGAUGCUGUCGGUAGACUCGAACUGCCGGGGUCGGGGCAUCGCGACGGCGCUGCUGCGGGACGCGGUGGAGCUGGCCACCAGCCUCAACGUGCCGCUCGUCAGGGUGGACUGCUCGAGCAAAUUCACCGCGAUGGCCGUGGCCAAACUGGGCCUCGAGCCCGUCUACAACCUCAAGUACAACACGUACCUGCCGCCCGGCGCCAAACAACCCCCGUUCAACCCCGCCUACCCCCACGACGAGGUCGCGUCGUACGUCAAAAGAUUGUGAUCAAACACCCAUCAGAGAUGGGCACGAGAAACGGCACAAAAUUGCAGCGUUUAUUAGCGGAGAAAACCUGCACGAGGGCUUAUUUCGAGUUGUAUUUAUUUAAUUGUAAUUUUCAAAAUACCUUAUUUUCACUCAAAAUUAGAGAAAUUUGAUAUUUUUUAAACCUGAUUUUCAGGUUCAUUGAAUGUCAUUGGUAAAGUUCAGGGAUUUUCCAUUCGAAAAAUGAAGUUAAAUGAAAUUUAUAUUUAAAACCAAACAAUUUAAGUAUCUCUAUAUAUUAAAAGUGAAUUUUCCGCAUCGGUUAAAUUCUAGGCUUCAUUUGAAAAAUGUAAAUUUAAAUUUUGAAGCCCAAAAGAGGCUCCAGCAGUGAUUUCUAAUUCAUUUUAAACUUUUAUUUGUUUAAUUUCGCAAAUAUCUGAAUAUUUUUUCGAAUUGAAAAUUAUCUUAAAAUAUCUUUUAAAAUUAAUAAUUGUUAGAAGGGUGUUUUUCGACUGGCAGGUUUUCUCAAGAGGAGCAGGUUUUAAAAAUAACCAACUUCACCCUGCAAACAUUUAAAUUUUAAAUUUCACUGACUGAUCAACACGCAGUUUACAAUUCUUCGGUGUGCUGAGCGAGGUUAUGAAAGCGAGAGAGA